CUGCUAUCAACCACUGAUCCUCCUCACCGCCUCUCGUCGCGCCUUCUCGUUCGCCAGCACGUCUUUCUCUCUCCCGCCAACCGCAACAACCUGCAAUGGCCCGUCUGUGCCGCCAUCUUCUGCAGCCGAUACUGGGAUCUUCGCCGCCGCGCCUGCCGCUGACUGCGGUUUGCUCCUCCCUCGCCGGCUUGGGAUCUGCACCUGCUCGUCAGCGGACGUUCUCGGUCGCGGCUGGACAGCUACACGCGCGGCGACAGGCUGCGCGGAAGGACACUAGUGGAUGCUGUGUGAUUGCUAGGAGUGUUAUAGAUGUCAGCAAACAGUCGGGUGCGUACAGCGCGUACAGCUCGGGAUCAAGAAGAUAUAGUAGCACCUCACAAUCAACGACCCCGAUCUCAGGACGAACAAACACGCGAUUCAAGCAGCUCGCUGGCGGGGCCUGUCUUGUCGCGCUCGGUUUAUUUUUCCUACCCGACUCUAUCAAAUGCGAUGAGGCAGCAGCUGUCCAAGAGUCAUUCCCGACCCUCGAGCAGGUAGACGAGGAUUCACGAGCGUACCAGACGCGCGAGGAGUACCUUCUCUCGAUCUCGGAGGACAUGGACGAGCAACAGCACGACAACAGUAUCCCGCAAAACUCCUCCCUCCGCAAGAUCUACACAGUCUUUGAGAGCAUAUACGACUCCAUAGCCACCUGGGUCCGCUUCGCGCACCUGGUCUUGAUCUUCCUUCCCGUCGCAUUCACGUCCCCCGCGAUUCUGUUUGGCUCGAAACUCAAAGACUCGGACACCGAGACGACCGGAUCACUGUGGUGGUACCGACUACUGAUCUACAGCAUGGAGAGCGCAGGCCCGACGUUUAUAAAACUGGGCCAGUGGGCCGCCAGUCGCACCGACAUCUUCCCGCGCAUGUUUUGCAUCGAAAUGUCAAAGCUGCACUCGAGCGUCAAAAAGCACUCGCUCUCCGUCACCAUCGACGCGAUCGAGGACGCCUUCCACGGCGCAAAGUUCCGCGACAUCUUUGAGGAGUUUGAAGAGGAGCCGCUCGGCAUCGGCGCCAUCGCGCAGGUCUACAGAGCUAAACUGUCGCCGGAUAUAUUGAAGAGCGUGCCGAAUCCCAAGGAUCGCGAGAAUGCCUGGGUCGCGGUCAAAGUCCUACAUCCGCAUGUCGAGUCCCGCGUGCAUCGGGACCUACGAAUCAUGGAGUUUUUCGCCUGGGUGCUCGACAAGAUCCCGACGAUCGAGUGGCUAUCACUCCCGGGCGAGGUCGAGCAGUUUGGAACGAUGAUGAAGCUACAGAUGGAUCUCCGAAUCGAGUCGACCAACCUCGCGAUCUUCCAGCGCAACUUCAACAAUCGGGAAAACAUCCACUUCCCGGUCUCGUACUCUGCGAUUCUACCCAACAUGGACGCCAGACGCGUGCUCAUCGAGGAGUACGUACCUGCCAUCCCCAUGGAUCGGCUGCUAAGUCUGCCGUCCGACGGGCGUGGACAGGUCGAAGAGGAGAUUGCAGACAUGGGUCUGAACGCGUUCCUAAACAUGCUUCUGAUCGACAACUUUGUCCACGCCGAUCUGCAUCCGGGAAAUAUAAUGGUGCGGUUCGUGAAGAAGCCGAAACUGCGAGAGUCUCUAAUGCAGGCAAACCAAAAGUUCAACCAGCUCUUCAACCGCGAUCUGUCAUUCGACAUCGAAGCCACAAACGCAAUCACAAAGCGCCUGCUCGCGAUCGACGACCCGGCUCAGUUCAGACACGUGCUCGAGGAACUCGACGAGGACGGGUACCGUCCGCAAGUCGUCUUUCUCGACGCCGGCCUCGUCACCGAACUCAACGCCGUCAACCGGCGAAAUUUCUUGGACCUGUUUACGUCACUCGCGACGUUUGAUGGUUACCGCGCGGGCGAGCUGAUGAUUGAGCGGUCGCGAACGCCGCAGACGGUCAUCAACGGCGAAGUCUUUGCGCUGCGCAUGCAACGCCUACUGCUAGGCGUCAAGAGCAAGACUUUCGCGCUCGGAAACAUGAAGAUCGGCGAUAUCCUGCAAGAAGUCCUGAGCAUGAUCCGCAAUCACCACGUGCGCAUGGAAAGCGACUUUGUCAACGUCGUGCUCUCGGUCCUCCUGCUCGAAGGCAUCGGCCGCCAACUCGAUCCGAACCUCGACAUCUUCAAGAGCUCGCUGCCGAUCCUGCGCAGACUCGGCGCGAUCUCGGCCAUGAGCGGAAAUUCUGACCUGUUGUCCGGACAGUCGGUCUCGUCGAUGGUUAAAGUCUGGGUCGCGCUUGAGGCGCGCGAGUUCGUCACGGCUUCGGCUUCUGAUAUCAAACGGCUUGUCAAAUACGACCUCCUAUGUCCAAACGUGUAAAAUACGCCUACACUAUCUCCUCUCUGUUCUAGACUCUUGGAUGUCAAGUUACUUAGAAGUGGUGCCAAUCGCAGACGUCGGAGAAUUUCUUUGCGCAGUCUAUAAUAGAAAAUAUAAUCAAGGCUAUAUACAAAGAGAUAUAAAACAAAAUAAACAAAGUAAAAU
Messenger RNA from Myxozyma melibiosi, 2519 nucleotides. RefSeq names its product atypical/ABC1/ABC1-C protein kinase. The record is from RefSeq and is a predicted model, not a curated record. The transcript is spliced from 2 exons. Lineage: Eukaryota; Fungi; Ascomycota; Lipomycetes; Lipomycetales; Lipomycetaceae. Gene Ontology annotation, cellular component: mitochondrion. The coding region runs from base 96 to 2354 and encodes 752 amino acids.